Messenger RNA from Actinia tenebrosa (Australian red waratah sea anemone), 1550 nucleotides. RefSeq names its product vacuolar protein sorting-associated protein 4B. Gene Ontology annotation, molecular function: ATP hydrolysis activity; ATP binding. The record is from RefSeq and is a predicted model, not a curated record. Gene Ontology annotation, biological process: endosomal transport; vacuole organization. NCBI's taxonomy places the organism in Eukaryota, Metazoa, Cnidaria, Anthozoa, Actiniaria, Actiniidae.
CAAUUGAAUAAAAAAUGUGUAAAGAGGUUAUAAACCCAAUACCUUAAAAUUCCACGAAAAAAGGCUGAUUGCCUCGAUCCUAGGAUGUCAGAGGGGAGUAUAUUUUCAGCAGCAAUUGCGAUAACUACGAUAUGAGUCGUUUGAGCACUUUUGAAGAAGCAACACGAUGCCUUGAAGCAGCAGCAGUUGAGUGCAAGAAAACAGAAAAUGUUGAUCUAGAGUUGUUGAUUGGUGAAUACCAAAAGAGUGCAGAGUACGUUGAUAGUUUGAAUGCAUUGGAACAAAGACCAGUAAUAAAGAAUGCACUAGAGCAGCUGUCUCUGAGUCAAGCCCAUAACCUUAAYAUUGUACUGGCAAAACAGUCACAGUUGAAUCAAGCUGGGUUGAUUCCAACAUCACAAGAAAAAGGAUCAUCAGGCAAUGAUGAAAAAGCAGCACCUAAUACGAACAGUCGUAGGAUUGCUAUAGAAGAUACUAUUGUAGCAAGAGAUGGUAUCAGUUUUUCUGAUGUGGCUGGCCUUGCAGUAGCUAAAGAGACUUUACGAGAAGCAAUCAUUCUGCCUCUGCAAUACCCACAUCUAUUUACAGGUGGGAGGAAACCAUGGAGAAGAAUCCUGCUUUAUGGCCCACCUGGUACAGGGAAGACAAGACUGGCUCAAGCUGUUGCAUCAGAAGUGAACUCAACGUUUUACAGUGUGUCAAGUUCUGACCUCAUUUCAAGCUGGUUUGGUGAAAGCGAAAAGUUAAUCAAAGAGCUCUUUCACGAUGCUAGAGAGAGACAAGGAAGAUCAGUUAUUUUCAUAGAUGAGAUUGACAGUGUCUGCAGGAAAAGAUCUGCCAGAGAGGAGGAACACACCAGGAGAAUCAAGACAGAACUCCUAAAACAGAUGGAGGGUGUYGAAAGUCCUGAAAAUGAACAUUAUUUCUUACUCUGUGCUACUAACUGUCCUUGGGAACUGGAUGGUGCWUUCCUCAGGAGAUUUCAAAAGAGAAUUUAUAUUCCUCUUCCAGACAAGGAAGCAAGAACUACCUUAAUGAAAAUGCACCUGGGAUCCACUCCUGCAAAACUGACAGAGUCAGACUGGUCCCAACUUGGUGAUAAAACAGAGGGGUAUUCAGGGAGUGACUUGGCUAACUGUACAUCAGAUGCACUGUUUGAACCAGUCAGAGAGCUUCAACAUGCAACAUACUGGCRACAGAACCAGGAAGGUUUGUAUGAGCCCUGUAAUGAAGGAGAUGCUGGUGCAUCUAAAACAACCUUAUGURAUAUUCCACCAUCAAAGAUUCGACCUCGUCACGUUAUACUUGAAGACUUCCUUAAAUCCCUGACACACAAUCAAAGCACUGUUACAGAAGAAGACAUGCAACGAUACCAGRCAUUUACACAAUCAUUUGGACAGAAAGGAUGAAUGAAAUAAAGAAAAACUGAACAGGCUGACUGAAUGAAAAAAAUAGGAAUCCUUUAGAUGACCACAUCAAAAUCAAAUCMAACUCUGAUUGUGUCCAUAUGAAUAGAGAGCUUUAUAAAUAAAAUUUAAUUUAAAACCUCC